Molecule: messenger RNA, 1097 nt
Organism: Spirodela intermedia
Lineage: Eukaryota; Viridiplantae; Streptophyta; Magnoliopsida; Alismatales; Araceae
Source: the annotation of a GenBank genome assembly
AUGGCAGCUUUGCACUGACUUGUGGUAACCAGAUAAGGUCACAUUUUAUUUUUUUGGAUAUCCAGUCUCAAAUCCAGUUUGCAGGCAUUGGAUCACUUCUUUUUCGUUUUGAUUUCUGGGGGCUAAUGUUCUUUUGCCAAUGUGUCCAAGUGAAAAAAAGAAGAAAAGAAGGGAUGGACAGGAGAAUGAGUCUUUGGGUGAAGGGUAUGCUUCCUCUUCUAGUUCAAGCUAAGUCCUCAAUGGAAAAUCCCCCAGCAUAAUCCAAAUAAUCCCCCAAAAAUUCAAUAGACGUUCAUCCUCUUCCUCUGGCGAGAUUCUUGAAUAAGUCAUCUCAAGGAUCUUUCUAUGUUUCCUUGCUAUGCUUGUGAAGUUUCUUGCUUGCCCUAGAGCGCAGCGCUUAAUAAUCUUUCCUCAGCUACUAGUACCAUCUCCUCAGUUCAUCUGUCGGCAGUCACCAGAUUGAAACCACCCAUCUUCUCUCUACACUAUUUAUUAGGUGAACGUUCCGAAGACGAAGAAGACCUACUGCAAGCACUGCAAGAAGCAUAACUUGCACAAGGUGACGCAGUACAAGAAGGGCAAGGACAGUCUCUCUGUCCAGGGGAAGCGCCGUUAUGACCGGAAGCAGUCCGGCUAUGGAGGUCAGACCAAGCCCGUCUUUCACAAGAAGGUAAAGGCUCCCCCUCCCCUCUCCGAAUCUCUCUUUUUUUUUUUUUUUUUUUUAUUUAUUUCUUAUCGAUGGUUAAUGCAAGAACAAGGCUGUUGAAUGAGUUGAUUCCAUUCGGUUCUUUCUGAGGGAGAAUUUUCUUUGGGUUUUUCGAUGUAAAAGUGAAAAUUGUGACGAAAUUUCUUCGCGCCAUGCUCGGCAGGCGAAAACCACCAAGAAGAUCGUGCUGAAGCUGCAAUGCCAGGGCUGCAAGCACUACUCUCAGCACGCCAUCAAGGUCUCUCUCUCUCUCAUACCCUCUCUCUCUCUCUAUCUGCCCCUCCCUCUCCUGGUCCUCAUAUUCAAUCUCUCUCUCUCUCUCUACUUGCAGAGGUGCAAGCACUUUGAGAUCGGCGGAGACAAGAAGGGGAAGGGAACGUCGCUGUUCUAG